AUGCCAGGUAUACCCAGUUUGGGCCUUGCACACCCUCGCGACCCACUGAAUGGUUUUUGGGCCCGCGCGGGAAUCUCUCGCCACCCCGCACGCGCUCUUCUCGCCUUCCGCGCGGUAUCCCAUCGCAUCCCAGCGCGCGCUCCUCUUACCGCCCCGCUCGGCCUCCUCUCACCAUCCCGCGCGUGCUCCUCUCGCCUCCCCUCGCGUGCUCCUCUCGCCUUCAAUGCUCGCAAAUCUCUUGCCUCCCCGCGCGGCCGCCUCUCGCCUCCCCGCGCAGCCUCCUCCCGCCAUCCCUCGCGCGCCCCUCUCGCCUCCCCGCGCGUGCUCCUCUCUUCUCACCUACUCGUUCUCCUCUCGCCUCCCCUCGCGCGCCCCUCAAGCCUCCCCGCGCGUGCUCCUCUCUCCUCACCUACUCGUUCUCCUCUCGCCUCCCCUCGCGCGCCCCUCAAGCCCCCCCGCGCGUGCUCCUCUCUCCUCACCUACUCGUUCUCCUCUCGCCUCCCCUCGCGCGCCCCUCAAGCCUCCCCGCGCGUGCUCCUCUCUCCUCACCUACUCGUUCUCCUCUCUCUUCACCUUGCAUGCCUCCCACGCCUCCCCGCGCGUGCUCCUCACUCCUCACCCUGCGUGCUCCUCUCGCCUCCCCGCGCGUGCCCCUCUCUCCUCACCUCCAAUGCUCUUCGAUCGCCAACCUUGCGCGUGCCCCUCUCUCCUCACCCUGCGUGGGCUCCCCUCUCCUCACCUUGCGUGCUCCCCUCUCCUCACCUUGCGUGCUCCCCUCUCCUCACCUUGCGUGCUCCCCUCUCCUCACCUUGCGUGCUCCCUCUCCUCACCUUGCGUGCUCCCCUCUCCUCACCUUGCGUGCUCCCCUCUCCUCACCUUGCGUGCUCCCCUCUCCUCACCUUGCGUGCUCCCCUCUCCUCACCUUGCGUGCUCCCUCUCCUCACCUUGCGUGCUCCCUCUCCUCACUUUGCGUGCUCCCCUCUCCUCACCUUGCGUGCUCCCCUCUCCUCACCUGGCGCCCUGCUGAAGUGGACUAAGCAACUAAUAUCGCGGAGUGAGGCGGGAUAUAACGUCCCUCAACUUACUCGUUCCAGGAUUAAUAUUCUCUCGUCAUCACGCCCGCGCUGUCGAGAGCAGAGGCGGCAGUUCUCGCUCCUUCGCCGGGUGCGUUGCCGAGCGACUGAAGCGCGAACGACCCUUGCGCGUGCCUGUUACGCCCAGGCGUCGCGGUCGCGCCGGGAGUCGCUGGCUCCGCCAGCAGGCCACGCGCGCCCCUCAGCGCGCACACGCUGGUUGGCCCCGCCGUCCCUCCAUCACCGCCCCUCUCCCACCAUGGCGCAACCGGCGGCAGUGGAUUUCGCCCUUCCUCCGCCCGCGGACCCCCUUGAAGCCGCCCCGCGCGCGACUCACCGCGGGCGGGCGUCCGCCAGGCGGCGCGCGCAGCGCAAGCUGGCGUCGUGCCUGGACCGCCUGGGCGCGUGGAGCCCGUUCGGGCAGGCGGAGGGCGCUCAGGCAGAGAGCGCUGCAGGGCCCGCGCGCGGAAAUUUCACCGCGGCGGAGGCGGCGGCGGAGAGGGCCAUGGAUGAGCGCGACGAGGCCGGGCGGGGGGGAGGGGAGGGGGCGGAGGGGGAGGAGUGGGCGGAGGAAACGGAGGAUGCGGGCGCGGCGGGGCGGGGAACGAGCAGCUGCGAGGAGGUGCGUGCGGCGCAGCCUCUGCAGGCGCACGGGAAGGCGUGGCGCGGCUCCGCCGCUUUUAGCGCCCCACCCAGCGCCCAUGCUUCAGCAGCAGCAGUGGGCCCUACCUGCGGCGAAGCUCGGAGGCUCGGGACGGCGGAUCUUGCCAAGCCGGAGCAUGAGGUUCGGUUGGGUUUCCGAGGCAGAGGCGUGCGCGUGUCAGGGUGGUCGGGGGGCAGCUCGGACGAGAGCUGGCAUGCGCUGGAGCAGCAGGCAGCCCGGCGAGCAGUGCGGCCGGGCAGUGGGGGGGGGAGGCAUGGGCAUGCGCAUGCGCAAGGGGGUGGGGGUGGGGGUGGGGGUGCGCGCGGUGGUGCUCACGAAGACUGCUGGGCGCACAACAGUGGCAGCAGACGUGUGGGAUUCGGCCCACUCGCAGGCAGGGUUUGUGAGGCAGGCGAGAAGGGAAGGGCAGCUGAGGCAGGCGAGGCAGGUGAGGCAGGCGAGGCAGGUGAGGCAGGCAUGGGUGGGGCGGCGCCGGCGAGUGAUGAGGCAUGGGUGCGAGGCAGUGGUGAAGUCACCGCAGGAAGCAUGGGAGGCAACAGCAUGGGGCCGCCUAAAGCAAGGCGCAGUGGGGCGGUGGGAAGGCGGAGAGGGCUGUCAGCACGGGCAGAGGCGCGCAGGCGAGGCGAGGACGCAGAGGGCAGUGGAGGGGAGUUGGGGCGUGGGGAAUGGGAGGGGGGCGCGCAGCACAGAGAGGGCCCGGAGCGAGGAGAUGGGCGGAGGGAGGGAGGGAGCGGGAUGGCGGGCAAGGGUGAGGCAGCGGAAGCAGGGGAAGGGAGUGGGGCGGGGGCAGCGUGGGAUGCUGCUGCUGUGUUUGCUGCGCGUGGUGCUCCUGCUGCUGACGUGGACGGUCCAGCUGGUGAGGGAAGCAGCUUGGAAGCUUCUAGAUGGAGGAGGAGGCGGGUGAGGAGGCAGAGAGUGGCGGUGGCAGGGGAGAACGCCGGCUUGUUGCAAGGAGAAGGGGGGAGGGUUGGGGGGAUUGGUGAGGAUGGGGGGGAUGCGGAGUUGGUUAGUGGCAGCAGCGGUAAGGGGCACGGGACAGCAGAGGGGGAGGACGGGGGGCGGGAGAGUGAGGGGGCAGGCGGCAUGCUGGUAGGAGCAGCAGGGGCGAGGCAGGUGUGUGGGCGCAAGAGGGCAGGGCGGGAGGUGUUUGUAGGGGAUGGGGGGAGCGACAGCAGCGAAUACCAUGCGGAGGUGGAGGAAGGGGGAGAGGGGGAUGAGGAGGAGGAGGAGAGGGAGGAGGAAGGUGAGGAGGGGGAGAGAGGCACGCCUGGUGCUGGUGCUGGUGGGUGGGAGGCAGGCGGAGGAGGGGAGUGGGGUGCGUGGGGAGGUGAAGGGAUGCUGAUUUUGGAGGAGAAAGGUGGGGCGGCGGAGUGGGCGGGGUGCAGAAUGGCUGUGCGGGGGGGCGGGGAGGAGAGUGAAAGCUCGGAGGAAGGCGGCAGUGCAGCAGGCAGGAGGGGUGUGGGACAGAUGGCAGCGGGGGCAGGGCGGGGCACAUGGCGGUGGAAGGAGGGCAGGCAGGUGAGGCACAUGAAGAGAUUGAAAGGUGGGCAGGCAGGUGAGGCACAUGAAGAGAUUGAAAGGUGGGCAGGCAGUGCCCAUCUUGGAAUGCUAACAUCCUCCCCUCUCCCCCCUCCCGCUCGGCAUCACCAUGUGCAGCUUCGAAAGAGGCGGCGCUGCAGCGUGCAGGCAGCGCAAGGCAGGGUGGGAGUGGCAGUGGUGGGCGGCCACAGCAGCGAUGCUGCAGCAAUGCCCUGCGAAAGCAGCGACCCGGCAGCAGCAGCCCCAUGCAACACCUCCUGUGCCUCCGACCCCCUCGCUCCCUCCCUCUCCCUCUCCGCCUCCGCCAGUGCUGCUGUGCUCUCUGACCCCACUGCCCUGCUCUCUGACCAGCCUGUCGUGCCACCCUCUCCCUCUCUCUCUGAUCGCGACCGCCUCUCCGACGCCCAUCCGCUCUCCGAGAUCGGCAGGAGCUCCGACGCGGGCAGGCACUCCCCCGCACCGCACUUAACCUCACCUACUGCCUCUCCCGCUGCCGCUGCUGCCACCCUUGCUGGUGGUGGUGCAUUUAAGGGCGGCAGCAGUGGGAGCAGCGGGCGGCAGGCGGGCGGCGGGAAGCAUGUGAGCCGUGCGAGUGGCGAGCUGUACUAUGGCCACUCUCGCCCUGCCGGCUCGUCCCGCCCCACACGGCAGCAGCACGGGCCGCGCGGGGCUGUGAGGCCGGCAAGACAGCAGCGGGUGGAGGCGGGGCGCAACAGCAGCCGACGUUGCAGCUCUGCUGCCAGGGGAUCACAGGGUGGUGCAGGCAGGUGUGGCGGGCGCAUGGGGAAAGGUGCGAGUGGAGGGGGAGGGUUGGGUGUGGAUGGGUGGAGGCAGAGGCUGAGUGUAGAGGAGGGGUGGGAGGAGGGUGGGCAGGUGGCGGUGGUGCCGGGAGGAGGGGGGUAUGUGAGCAGCAGCAGCACGGGGCUUGACCUGCCACAAGGGGCACGAGACAGGCGAGGGGCAGCAGCGCUCAGCACGCCCAGGAGCAUAGUGGAGGGGGAGGCGCUGGGGAGAGACUGGGCGAGAGAGGGGGCGUGGGCAAGGGAGGGGCCGUGGGAGCAGGAGCAGGGGCGCGUGGGGGAGGAGAGGCGCAGUGGGCGGGUGGGGAGUGAGGGGCAGAGCGGGGGAGACUCGGGGUAUGGCAGCGACGUGGGGUAUGGUGGGGAUGGGGAGCUGGGGAGUGAUGUGUGGGGCGGGGAGGAGGAUGAAGAGGAUGAGGAUGAUGAUGAUGAUGAGUCUGGCAUGGUGCUUGCAUCAGCAUCAGCAGUGAUGCAUGCUGCUGUGCAGACUGGCACACAUAUUGGCACACAAGCUGCGGUGUUGACUUGUGGCACAAUUAGUGCCAUACAGCCUGCUACCACCUGGCCACCACCUGCAGCAGCAGCACCUCAGCAGCCCUGCUGCUUCCAUCCAGCAGAAUUGCACGUUCCACCCAAAGUAGGUUUGUGA
Closterium sp. Naga37s-1 is the source of this 4725-nucleotide messenger RNA. The record is from the annotation of a GenBank genome assembly. Lineage: Eukaryota; Viridiplantae; Streptophyta; Zygnematophyceae; Desmidiales; Closteriaceae.